UCCAUGUGGUUACACCUAUUAGAUAUCUUAGUCCAUCAUUUUCCAAAUUUCUAAUAUUAUUUUUUUAUUGACUUUGCCCUAAAAAAGCCAUACACCUCUGUCCUCUAGUAUAAGAAUAAAUCAACAAGAAGAUCAAAUGGUGAAUGAACUACCUGAAAACACACUACCAAAUCUUAAGCUAAUACUCUUUGCUGAUGGUUGAACUCCAUCAUCUAAUGGCUUCUUCAUCAAAACCUGAAAGGAUUUACCAUGUGUUCUUAAGUUUCAGAGGUGAGGACAUUCGGAACAACUUUCUUGGUCAUCUCUACGAAGUUCUUAACCAAAAAGGAAUCUACACUUAUGUUGAUAGCGAGGAGCUCAGGAAAGGAGUGCAAAUAGUGCCAGCACUUAUGAAGGCAAUCGAUGAAUCACAGAUCGCAUUAAUUGUUUUCUCUAAGGAUUUCCCUUCCUCAUGGUGGUGUUUGGAAGAGGUGGCGAGAAUCAUGGACUGCAAGAAAGAAAGAGCUCUCUUGGUCUUUCCCUUGUUUUACAAAGUGGAACCUAGAGAAGUGAAAACACCAAGAGAGAGGUAUAGAGAAGCUAUGAUUAAGCAUGAGUCCAAGUUCGGGAAGGAUUCAAAGGAAGUGAAGAGAUGGGAGAAAGCUCUUUCCGAUGCUGCUAACUUGUCCGGGUGGCAUUUGAAAGAUGGAGAUGAGUCAGAGCUUAUAAAAAGAAUUGUGACGGAAAUCUCCACUCACCUAGACCGAACACUUCUGCAUGUUGCUACACAUCCAGUUGGGAUAGAUUCCCGAGUGGUUAAGUUAAAAUCGAUGUUAAACCUUGAGUCUGAUGAUGAUGUUCUCAUGGUAGGAUUGUGGGGACAGGGAGGCAUAGGAAAGACGACUUUAGCCAAAGCUGUUUAUAAUGAUAUUUUCAAUCAAUUUGGGAAUUCAUGUUUUUUGGCGAAUGUUCGAGAAGUUUCAAAAGAUUGCAAGGAUUUAGUAACUUUGCAAGAAAAUUUACUAUUUGAGAUAUUAGCACUGAAAGAAAGAUUAGUAGUGUCCAAUGUUGACAGAGGUAUUAAUCUAAUACAAGAAAGACUUUGUCACAAAAAAGUUCUCCUCAUCCUUGAUGACGUGGAUGACUUGCGCCAAUUACAUGCUUUAGUAGGAGAAGGUAAGUGGCUUCGUAACGGGAGCAGGAUCAUUGUUACUACAAGAGAUAGCCAUUUGCUAACUUAUCUCGGGAUAGAUCAAUAUCAUGUGUACGAGGUUAGAGAACUGGAUGACAGUGAAGCUCGUGAGCUGUUUAGUAAGCAUGCUUUUUCCACACACCGAAAAUUAGAAAUCAGGACAGAUCUAGUGGAUGGUUUUCUAAAUUAUACUAAAGGCCUUCCUUUAGCACUUGAGGUGCUAGGUUCCUUCUUAUGCGGUAGAAGAGAAUAUGAAUGGGAAAGUGCACUGGAUGAAAUUUCUACGGCUCCUAAAAAAGGCAUCAAUGAUGUGCUCAAAAUAAGUUAUGAUGGACUAGAGCCAAAAGCGAAAGAGAUCUUUCUCCACAUUGCCUGCUUCUUUAAGGGCUGGGAUAGUGAGUAUGUAAAGAAAGUUCUCGACAGUUGCGAUCUUAAGGCAGUAAUAGGAUUACAAAUUCUCAUGGAGAGGUCCUUGAUAAGAAUUGAGUCCAAGAACAUACAAAUGCAUGACUUGAUUCAAUUUAUGGGUAUGGAUAUUGUGAACCAAGAAAGCGAUGAUCCCGGGAAACGCAGCAGACUAUGGUUGUAUGAUGAUGUUGUCGAUGUUCUGUCAAGUGACACAGAAGAUUGUGUUGUAAAAGCCAUAGUGGUGGAGCCACCUGAGCCGACAGAAAUAUGUAUCAGUCCUGAUGCUUUUACAAAACUGAGAAGUUUGAGAAUGCUCAUUUUGCAAAAUGUGCAUAAUUCUUUCCAAGGUCCUAUAUGGCUUCCUAAUGAGCUAAGAUGGUUUCGAUGGGAUAGAUGUGCUCCUCGGAUUCUAGAAUUUUCUUCUGGUAGAAAGAAAUUAGUGGGACUUGAUAUGAGCAAUUGCAGUAUCACAGUAGUGCCAAAUCAAUUUAAGGACUUCCAACAAUUGAAGUACAUUAAUUUCAGUAACUGUGAAUCGUUGGUUCAUAUGACCGAUCUUUCUUAUACUCCAAAUCUUGAGGAAUUGGUUCUCUGUGAUUGCACAAACUUGAUAGAAGCCCCUGAGUCUAUUGCUUAUCACGACAAGUUACAAUUGUUGAAUUUAAGCGGGUGCAGAAAGGUUGACAGUUUCCCUGCUAUUCCACGUAAACUCAAAGGCUUGAAAAGUCUUUGUUUACAAGGGACCACUAUUAAAGAACUUCCUACCUCAAUAGAAAAUCUUGUCUCUUUGAAAAUAAUGAUUUUAAGUAAUUGCAAGAACUUGGCAAGUCUUCCUUCUAGUAUUUACAAGUUACAAAACAUUGAAAUCUUGGAACUUGCGGCUUGCACAAAUUUAACAAGAUUUCCAGAGUGUGAGGAUUCAGUUGAUCCGUGCAUGAAGACCGGACUUUCAAAUUUAAUCUUUUUAAAUCUUGGGGCAUGUAAUUUGUCCGGAAUAGAAUUUCUCGAGAAUCCUUCCUGUUUUCCCAUCUUGCAACAUUUAAUUCUGUCAGAGAGCAAUGUUACUAGACUUCCCACAUCUAUUCAUAAGCGUAAUCAUUUAUCCGUAUUUGUAAUUUCAUAUGCCCGUCAAUUACAAGAGAUACCCGAGCUUCCACCAUUUUUGAAGCAUAUUUCGGCUAAUAAUGGAGAUUCGUUUUCACCUUCUGUUCUUGUCCGUAGAGUGUUGACCGUGGCUGACAUUCCCUCGCUGGACCAGAUGCCUCCUGAUAACACAAUUUGUCUCCCUGGAGGAGAGAUGCCAAAGUGGGUCCUCCCUAUUGAAGAGAGUUCCGUAUCAUUCAUGGCUUCAAAGGACUUGUAUGACAAGCUUCUUGGAUUGACUCUUUGUGUCGUUUUCAAUAAUGAUAGACAGACACAAAAUCAAAUAUUUCAGAUUUUACCACAUGUGAAUGGCGAAAUGAGGGAUUGCAAAGGAGGAAUCUACUUAAUGGCAUUGAAUUUGGAUCAAAUCUUGCUUUGGUAUUUCACACCAUAUGAUCUGUGGGGAGAAGUCGAUUUUGGUCAAAUUGAUGGGAGUUAUGUACACUUUAGCCUUACAGUAUUGGCUACAAAGGCAAAAAAGUGGGGAUGCCGAAUAAUAUGCAAGUCACUUGAUGACAAUUUAAAGGUUGGGAUUCAAAACAAUCGGCUAAUCAAUCCAGCUUUACUCCACGAGGUUGUUCUUGAAUCAACAGAUCUAAAAGUUGAGGGUCCACUUAUGCACAAUGAUAGUUUGAUCGAAACAGAGCUACGGAAAAACUUGCAGGAUUGCCAAAGGAGUAGUGAGGAACAUAGUCAAAUAGUAUCAAAGGGAAAUCCUAAGCUUAUUCUCCCUCAUGGCAUGCGAACCAAGACUAUGCCGACUUCCAAUUCGACCAGCAGAGAUGAGGAUGGUAGUGUCGGCUUGCAGCUUUUGUUGUUAGAAUGAUCGAAACUUGCUAAGGAAGCAAUUCGUAGCUACAACAAUGGAAAUAAUCAGCCCCAUAGAGACCUCCACAAGGAGAGAGAAGGUCGCCCUACUUCUCGACUUAAUAUCGAGAAAAUUAGUUCGACCAAGAAAGCAUGCAAAGUGAGCUUUGACGCAUGGAAGAUCGCCACCUGCCAACGGAGGCGACCAACAGAAGAAGUUCGUCGACGACGGUUGACGGAGACCGGCCGGCGUAGGUGACGGACCACCACCGCCGAGAAGCCAUGGAAACUGUUGACGUAGCUUCGGGUGAACGAUUUUCUUCUGAGGUUCUGGGCUUUGUGCAGCUUGCUGUUGAUCAGGCAAAGCUUGCUUUGGACAGCCUUAAAGUUCCAGUUGGCUGUGUGAUUGUUGAGGAAGGGAACCUUAUUGCGAUAGGAAGAAACAGGACUAAUGAGACACGGAAUGCAACAAGACAUGCAAAGAUGGAAGCUCUUGAUGUCCUUCAGGAACAGUGGCAGAUGACUGGAUUUUCAGCUACAGAAGUUGCAGAGAAAUUUUCAGCAUACUCCCUUUAUGUGACAUGUGAACCAUGCAUAUAUGUGCAGUAGCAUUAUCGAUCAUUGGUAUAAAGGAAGUAUAUUAUGGCUGUGCAAAUGACAAAUUUGGUGGCUGUGGCUCAAUACCUGUCAUUGCAUUCAAGUAGCUCUGAGGCAUGCAUUACUCUAAAUGGGAAAAAGUGGUGUCUCCGGAAGCAUAUAUGUGAUUGGUUUUCUGAAUACGACAUCAAGCAAGAGGGCUCGUCUUGCACAUAAAAGACCGCCGUGCUCAAUUUCCUCCCUCUGGAGCUAAAAAACUAGCCCUAGUUAUUGCAUAGUUUCACAAUAGAGAGAAUGAGACUGUUGUUGUAACGGGGAGCUUGGUUCCUAUGCAUUGUUUGGAAAAUUGAUGGAAGUUAUGUACAAUUUAGGCUUACAAUAUCGGGUAGAAUCGUGAAAAAAUGGGAAUUCCGAAUAAUAUGUAAGCAACUAGAGGAUGACUUAAAGGUUGGGAUUCAAGAUAAUCGGCUUAUAGAUCCAGCAUUACUCUACGAGGUUGGUCAUGACUCAACAAAUUCAGAAGCCGAGAGUUCACAUAUGCACAAAGUCAGUCCGAUCGAAAUAGAUCUACAGAAAGACUUGCAAGAUUGUCAAACGAGUACUGAGGAACAUAGUCAAGCAGUAUCAGAGAGAAAUCAUGAGCUCUUCUCCCACGAGGCAUGAGAACCAAGACCACGCGGACUUCUAAUUCAAUUGGCAGAGAUGAGUAUUGCAGCGUUGGCUCGUUGCUUUUGUAGUUAGAAUGAUGGAAACCUGCUGAGGAAACAAUUCGUAGAGAGCUCGACAAGAAGAGAGAAGCUCCACCUACUUAUCGACUUAAGAUCGAGAAAACGAGUUCGACCAAGAAAGCAUGCAGAGGCUGUGGCUGGAGAGUUACCUGAAGAGGUUUGGGCGAAUAAUUUCUUGCGAAGAAAACUCAAACAAGAACCAGAUCGCGUGCUCAUACAUGUGGCAAGCAUGCAAACAUGGAAAGUGGUCAUGAUGGAUGAAGAUUUGAAAAGGAAGGAGGAACUCCACCGAACGCCGCUUUCGACAUCACGACUCCUCCCUCAUCUUUCCAUCCGACACCGCCGAGCUCUGACAAAAUGGAAGAUCGCCGCCACCUGCCGACGGUGGUGACGAGCAGAAGAAGAAGAAGAAGAAGAAGAAGUUCGUCUUCCGGAAACAGAGUCCCCGGCGGACCGACGGCGACGGAGACCGGCCAGCGGAGGCGACGGGCUACCACCGCCGACCGAAGCCAUGGAAACUGGUGACGUAGCUUCGGGUGAACGAUUCUCUCCCUGAGGUUCGUUCUGGGCUUCAUGAUGCAGCUUGCUAUAUAGAUCAGGCAAAGCUUGCUCUGGACUGCCUUGAAGUUCCAGUUGGGUAACAAGGUGCAUUUCUAUAUGAUAAUUUAUUUUCUAAUUCAGAUGAUUAGUAAUUCAAUUUUAAUUAGUGAAGGAUCACAGAUUGUACUUUGUUAAUAUUGUACUUUGACUGACUAGCUGUGUGAUUGUUAAGGAUGGGAACAUUAUUGCGGCAGGAAGAAACCAGACUAAUGAGACACAAAAUGCAAGAAGACAUGCAGAGAUGGAAGCUCUUGAUGUUCUACUUGAACAGUGGAAGAGGACUGGAUUUUCAGCUGCAGAAGUUUUCAGUAUGCUCACUGAGGUAUAUAUGGCUGUGCAAACGAUAAAUUUGGAGGCUGUGGCUCAAUACUGUCGUUGCAUUCCUGAGGCAUGCAUUAGAAAAUGGUGAUCUGAUAAGUGAAAACAAGAAGGAUAGUGAUGGCGGUUUCCACAUUAACUCCCCAAUAUCUGAGGACCACUUUCCCUCAUUGAAUGAGGGCAAUGAGGACUUAAAUUGUGGAGAAUCGCCGUCUCCUCCGUUCACAUCUAUGAAUGAGCCUCUAGGGUGAAAUGCAGUUGUUCAAACUGUUGAGGAAGUGGAAGCUGGAGAUGUUUUACAGAUCGAUCAGAGGGAUGUUGCGGAAGCUGUUGGCGAUGAGACUGAUGGCCAAGGAACCGAGUUAAAGUCUAGAAGUUUUUUUAUUGUAAAGGUUGUCAAAGAAGAGGAAACCGAGGAAGGGUUGGAGAACGCGAGUAUCUACAUCGAGAGGCUCAAGUCUGCGAAGGAAUCGUGCAAUGGAGAGAGUGAGAGGUUGCCCAUGGCGAAUUCGGCAGAGCAGCCACGAUGACUCUGAGGGUGACGCAAAGGACUUAGUGGAUGAAUUGCUGUGGAUUGCUUGAUGUCAUAACUGGAUCCAGGACAUAAUUUCCAGGCAAACUUCGAACUCCGUCGAUGCCACUUUCAAUAUCACGACUGCUCAUCUUUCAUCCGACACCAGCGAGCUUUGACGAAUGGAAGAUCGCCACCUGCCAAUGGAGGCGAUGAACAGAAGAAGUUCUUCUUCCUGAAACAGCCUCGCGAACUGAAGGCGACGGAGACCAGCGAGUGCAGGUGACGGACUACCACCACCGACCGAAGGCAUGGAAACUGAUAACGCAGCCUCGGGUGAACGAUUCUCUCCUGAGGUUCUGGGUUUCAUGCAGCUUGCUAUAGAUCAGUAACAAUACCUAUUUGCUUUUCUUAUAUAAGGCAAAGCUUGCGUUGGACAGCCUUGAAGUUCCAGUUGGCUGUGUGAUAGUUGAGGAUGGGAAUGUUAUUGCAGCAGGAAGAAACCGGACUAACGAGACACGGAAUGUAUGCAACAAGACAUGCAGAGAUGGAAGCUCUUGAUGUUCUUCUUGUACGGUGGCAGAGGACUGGAUUUUCAGCUGCAGAAGUUUUAGAGAAGUUUUCAGCAUGCUCCCUUUAUGUGACAUGUGAACCAUGCAUAAUGUGUGCAGCAGCAUUAUCUAUCAU
This is a messenger RNA of Syzygium oleosum, 6970 nucleotides long. RefSeq names its product tRNA-specific adenosine deaminase TAD2-like. NCBI's taxonomy places the organism in Eukaryota, Viridiplantae, Streptophyta, Magnoliopsida, Myrtales, Myrtaceae. Gene Ontology annotation, biological process: signal transduction; tRNA wobble adenosine to inosine editing; defense response. The coding region runs from base 195 to 3548 and encodes 1117 amino acids. The record is from RefSeq and is a predicted model, not a curated record. The transcript is spliced from 23 exons. Gene Ontology annotation, molecular function: ADP binding; zinc ion binding; tRNA-specific adenosine-34 deaminase activity.